Drosophila novamexicana is the source of this 8256-nucleotide messenger RNA. RefSeq names its product protein crumbs (gene crb). The transcript has 13 exons. Gene Ontology annotation, cellular component: plasma membrane; protein-containing complex. Lineage: Eukaryota; Metazoa; Arthropoda; Insecta; Diptera; Drosophilidae. The coding region runs from base 714 to 7466 and encodes 2250 amino acids. The record is from RefSeq and is a predicted model, not a curated record. Gene Ontology annotation, molecular function: calcium ion binding. Gene Ontology annotation, biological process: heterophilic cell-cell adhesion; establishment or maintenance of epithelial cell apical/basal polarity.
GGAGCGGACACCGGAAAUUGAUUUCGUUUUGUCAUUCUAUGUUAGUGUGCACAGGUGUUAGUGACUGUUAGUGUUAGCCAAUGCAAGCCAGCGCCCGUGUAUUGGUGGAGCAGCCAAUGCUGCUUGCAGUUCAAAAGGGCAGACAACAACGACGACCAGCAGGCAAAGCAGCUUCAAAAGCAAUAACACAACAAUACCUGGUGGAAAGCAACAAAAUAAGCAUUUAAGCCAACUCGUUCGUUUAUGUUUACGGUGCGUGAGUGUGUGUGUGUGUAUUUGUUCUUAUGAAUACGCAAACAAAUCAAACUAUAAUGGCCAUCGCAAGCUGCGAGUAUUUGCCGUGUGUUCAAUACUCAAAUUCAAAUUUAGAUUCAUGCUAGAAAGUGUCGCGUGCGAAAGUGUAAAAUAAAAGCAGCAGCAACAGCAGCCGCGCAAUUUUUUAUGUAGCUGAAAACUAAAACCUGUUCUUGACGCUAAGUGCAAGUUACACAUACACACACAUAUGCGCAAGCCAAUACGUGUAAAGAGAGCUAAAGGCAAUAAACAAAAACCUCAACGAGAGACUAAAACGAAAGACAACUUAAGCUCAAUGUGCACUACGACUUUGAAGUAAAUUCUUUGAACCACACACAUUCACAUCAAGACAAAAUAAAAAACUGCACUUCAUCGCCGAAAAUUUACAAAAAACCUCCAAUUCGAAAAAAAAAACGAUCAUGGCUAUGACUUCUGCUGCUGUCUAUGCGUCAGCAACCGCUAACAACGCGCACGUCACACAACAGCAGCAACAGCAAACAACAAAUCAACAGAGGCAGCAACAGCGACUGAGCCGUGCGCGCACGAAAAGCGCAGCUCAUAUGACGUCGACGUACACGCUGCUGCUCAAGCGCGCCAAUUCAGCGCCCCAAUGGAUAUUUCUCUUCAUAUUAAUUUAUUUAGCAACAGAUGUUGCCUCGGUGGAAGUGCACACGAAGGAGGCAUAUUUCAAUGGGUCCGCUUAUCUGCGUCUGCAAACGCCCAUGCCCACCUGGGACCACUCUGCGAUCAGUUUCCGCUCGUGCCGCGGCGGUGAAAUACUCGCCCAGCAAUAUAACAAAAACUCAAUAGUAAUCUCAGUGCUGAACGAUUUCCUGCAAGUUUCCCUCGCCGGACCAGCCGUCAUCGGGCUGAACAAUCGCCUGGACGUCAGAUUGCCCUACCAACUGCUGGACAAUCGCUGGCAUACGCUACAAUUCAAGUACGAGUACGGUAAUCUCUAUUUGCAUGUGGAUCGUGAGGCAAUUAUAUUUGCCAACUCGACGUACAACAGCCAGUUUCUCACCAAUCAGGACAUCGGCAACGAGUUGGCCAUUCUGAUAUUGGGCAAUUCGUUCUCGGGCUGCCUGCUGGAUGGACCUGGACUGCAGUUCGUGAAUGCAUCCAAACAGAAUGCCGUCUUUGGAGUCUGCCCAUUGUCGUAUGGUCCGUGCAGUGAGCACGAAACAUUUACCCGGGCGCAGGACAACUAUUGUCUGAAUGAUCCCUGCAUGGGUCAUGGCACCUGUACUUCAAGUGCCGAUGGCUACGAAUGCCGCUGCACGGCACGGUACUCGGGCAAGAACUGUCAAAAGGACAAUGGCUCGCCGUGCGCCAAGAAUCCGUGCAAUAAUGGCGGCACCUGUCGCGAGAAUUCACGCGGUGACUACCAAUGCGUCUGUCACGCUAAUCAUAGUGGCGAACACUGUGAGACCGAGGUCAAUAUACAUCCGCUCUGCCAGUCGAAUCCGUGUUUAAAUAAUGGCGCGUGCGUUGUGCUGAGCGGCAGCUCCAGUCCCACCUGCGAGUGCCCUAAGGGCUAUACGGGCACUCGGUGCGAAAUCGAUAUGGACGAGUGCGCCUCACAGCCCUGCCAGAACAAUGGUAACUGCAUCGAUAGCAUCAAUGGAUUCAGCUGCAACUGCAGCGGCACUGGCUACAUGGGCGCCUUUUGUCAGACGAACAUCGAUGAGUGCGAUGAUAAUCCGUGCUUAAAUGGCGGACGCUGUUUUGAUACGUACGGCGGCUACACCUGCCAGUGCCAAGAUGGCUGGCAUGGCGAGAUCUGCGAGAAUCCCAUUAGCUGCCAGACCCAGCAGUGCCUCAAUGGCGGCACCUGUGUCGAUAAGGCCAUCGGCUUCCAGUGCAUCUGUGCGCCCGAAUAUAGCGGUGAGCUCUGCCAACUGGGUCCAAGCUGUGCCCAGCAGUGUCCCAUCGAUUCGGAGUGUGUUGGCGGCGUGUGUAUGUGUAAGCCAGGAACUUCGGGCCCCAUUGGUCAUUGCCUGCCAACAACAACAACACCGAUACCAGAACAAGCAACCACUGCAACAACAACCCCAGCUAUUCCCACAACAAUUGUUGCAACAACAAGAAAUAUUACUACCACCAAAAAACCUUCAAUAACCAACACAACAAGAACAGCAACAACAACAACAGAAAGUAAACUAAACAAACAGCAACAACAACAACAACAAGCACAAACGCAACGCUCGGCAUCCCUGAACGCAUGUCCCCAAGAAAAUUGCUUGAACGGUGGCACCUGCCUAGGAUAUAGUAACAAUUAUACCUGUAUAUGUGCUAGUGGAUACACAGGUUACAACUGCCAGCAGAGCACGGGCGAUGGCGCCGCCGCUUUGGCCUUGACGCCCAUCAACUGCAACGCCACAAAUGGCAAGUGCCUGAAUGGAGGCACCUGUUCCAUGAAUGGCACCCAUUGUUACUGUGCCGUUGGCUACUCUGGAGAUCGCUGCGAGAAGACAGAGAACUGUUCGCCACUCAAUUGCCAGGAGCCAAUGGUCUGUGCUCAGAACCAAUGCAUUUGCCCAGAGAACAAGGUGUGCAAUCAGUGCGCCACACAACCCUGCCAGAAUGGCGGAGAGUGCCUCGACCUGCCCAAUGGGGACUUCGAGUGCAAGUGUCAGCGGGGAUGGACAGGUCGGAACUGUGCCAACGAUGUGGAUGAAUGCGUGCUGCAGCCAAAGAUCUGCGGCAAUGGCAUAUGCAAAAAUGAGAAGGGUUCCUACAAGUGCUACUGUACGCCUGGGUUCACUGGCAUCCAUUGUGACUCCGAUGUAGAUGAAUGCCUCAGUCAUCCGUGCCUGCAUGGCGCCACAUGCCACAACAAGAUCAAUGCUUACGCGUGCGACUGCAAGCCGGGCUAUCAAGGGGAGAACUGCGAAAUUGAUAUUGACGAGUGCAUUAGCAAUCCGUGCUCGAAUGGCUCCACUUGUAUUGAUAUGAUUAACAAUUUCACGUGCUCCUGCAUACCGGGUAUGACGGGUCGCAUAUGUGACAUUGACAUCGAUGACUGCAUCUCGGCGCCCUGCCUCAACAAUGGCCUCUGCAUAGACGAGCUGGGUGGUUUCCAUUGCGACUGCGGCGGCACGGGAUACGAGGGCAAGAACUGUGAGCUGAAUAUUGAUGAAUGCGUGUCGAAUCCAUGCACGAAUGGCGCCAAGUGCAUAGAUCAGGUGAAGGACUAUUUCUGUGAAUGCCAUGCUGGCUACAAGGGAAAGAACUGUGAACAGGAUAUUAAUGAGUGCGAGAGCAAUCCCUGUCAAUACAAUAGCAGCUGCUUGGAACGCUCCAAUGCCACCUUGUAUCAGCUCAGCAGAGUUAUGGACUUGCCACGCGUAUUCAGUCAGCCCUUCAGCUAUGAGAAUGCUAGCGGCUAUGAAUGUGUUUGCGUGCCAGGCAUCAUAGGCAAGAACUGUGAGAUCAAUAUAAACGAAUGCGAGAGUAAUCCGUGCACCAAGCAUGGCACCUGCAAUGAUGGAAUUGGUACCUACACCUGCGAAUGUGAUCCGGGCUUUGAGGGUACACACUGUGAGAUCAACAUUGAUGAAUGCGAUCGCUAUAAUCCCUGCCAGAAUGGCACCUGCAUUGAUGAGAUUAAUGACUACGAAUGCGACUGUGAUGCCAAUUUUGGUGGCAAGAAUUGCUCUGUACCGCUAAUUGGCUGCAUCAGUGGUCCCUGUUUGAAUAAUGGCACCUGUCGCCCAUUUUUAGUCAACGAAACGAUACACCUGUUCAACUGCUCCUGCGAGCACGGCUACCAGGGGGAAACCUGCGAGAAGACCACAACCUUGUCCAUGGUUGUCAGCAGUCUGAUAACGGUCAAGACGCAACGCGACGAGGGCUACGACAUUAAUUUGCAAUUCAAGACAACGCUGCCAAAUGGUGUCCUUGCCUUUGGAACCUCCGGUGGUCAGAACGGACCGGUUAGCUAUAUACUGGAGCUGAUUAAUGGAAGGCUGAAUUUACAUUCAUCGCUGUUGAACAAAUGGGAGGGCGUUUUCAUUGGAUCAAAGCUGAAUGACAGUAAUUGGCACAAAGUGUUUGUGGCCAUCAAUACGUCGCACUUGGUGCUUUCUGCCAAUGAUGAGCAGGCUAUCUUUCCUGUGGGUUCCUAUGAGACAGCCAACAAUAGCCAGCCAUUGUUCCCACUAACCUAUCUGGGCGGAACCAUACCCAAUUUAAAGUCAUAUCUAAACCAUCUGACGCAUCAGCCCACCAGCUAUGUGGGCUGCAUGCAGGAUGUCGUCGUCAAUGGCAAAUGGAUCUUUCCCGACGAGCACAACGAGCCCGAUUUGGAUGAGAAUACCAAGUUGUCCUAUGUACAAAGCGGCUGUCCGCGCACGCAGCAAUGCAACCCAAAUCCGUGUCACUCCAAUGGCGAGUGCACAGAUCUUUGGCACACCUUCACCUGCCACUGUCCCAGGCCCUUCUUUGGACACACAUGCCAGCACAAUAUGACGGCAGCCACCUUCGGACAUGAGAAUACCACACACUCGGCUGUGAUUGUGGAGACGACAGAUGUAGCCAGACGCGCCAUACGCUCCAUUUUGGACAUAUCCAUGUUUAUCCGAACGCGUGAACCAACGGGUCAGGUCUUCUACCUGGGAAGCGAUCCGCGCAAGAUGCCCACAAAGAACGUUGGCGACUCGUAUGUGUCAGCUAAGCUGCAUGGUGGUGAGUUGCUGGUGAAAAUGCUGUUUAAUGGUACGCCGGAGGCAUAUACGGUCGGUGCACAAAAGCUGGACAAUGGUUACAAUCAUCUCAUCGAGGUGGUGCGUAAUCAGACACUAGUGCAGGUCAAGCUCAAUGGUACCGAGUACUUCCGCAAGACGCUGUCGACGACGGGUCUGCUUGAUGCACAGGUGCUCUACUUGGGCGGGCCGGCCCCAACGCGCGAAUCUUUGCUGCCAGUUAGCACAGAGCCGGGCUUAGAUGAAAACAGCGUGCCCGUAAGCAGCAGCACGCCGUCCAAGGAGUCGGACGAUAGCAAGGAUUACUUCAAGGGCAUAAUACAGGAUGUUAAAGUGAGCAAUGGUUCGCUCAAUAUGAUCGUCGAAAUGUAUCCAUUGAAUGUGACCGAUAUAAAUGUGAACGCCAAGCCCUUUGGAGCGGUCAGUAUUGAUCGAACGUCGGUACUGCCGGGCGAAGUGUCGGACGAUUUGUGCCGCAAGAAUCCGUGCAAACACAAUGCCGAGUGCCGCAACACAUGGAACGAUUAUAGCUGUAAAUGCCCGAAUGGUUACAAGGGCAAGGAUUGUCAGGAGAUUGAGUUCUGUCAGCUGGUGACCUGUCCAGGCGGCAGUAUCUGCCAGAAUCUGGACGAUGGCUACGAGUGCUUAACCAAUAUCACAUUCACUGGCCAGGAACAUUCGCCGCUGGCCUUCUCCUACUUCAAAGAGCAGCUGCCAGAUGAGAUUGGCGGCAUGACCAAGCAGCCGCUACUGAAACCGGUAAUUGAAAUUGCCUAUCGCACACGUGCCGGUGGCACUCUGCUCUUUAUUGACAAUCAGGAUAGCUUCUUUGAAAUUGGCGUGAAUGGUGGCCGGGUAACUGUCACAUGGAAGCUGACCCAGUUGCACAUUGGUGAGUCAGGGCGCUUCGAGAAGGAGAACACGGAUGGCGAAUGGAAUCGCAUUUAUUUGCGUGCACACGGCGGUAAACUUGAGGGCGGCUGGAAGGGUUGGGAAUCGAUGGUAGAUCCCACGCCUGGCUUCUCAACGGACAUCGAUCAGGCGGCGUUCCAGGAUCUGCUCUUCAGCAGCACCCAAGUCUAUUUGGGCGGCAUGCCAGAGUCGCGUCAAUUGCGCGGCUCCACACAAUCCUCCCAGCAGGGCUCCCAGUUCAAAGGCUGCCUGGGAGAGGCGCGCGUCGGUGAUCUACUGUUGCCCUAUUUCUCCAAUGCCGAACUCUACCCGCACACAGAGAAUGUGUCCGUGCAGCUGCAUGCACAAUUUCGGCUGAACUCGACCCGACCCGAGGAGGGCUGCAUUUUGUGCUUCCAAGCGGACUGUAAAAAUGGCGGCUACUGCAAUGCGCCCAACGAUGAAUACGCGUGCACCUGCCAGGCGGGCUACGAGGGCGAUGACUGCGCCACGGACAUCGACGAGUGCCUCAACACGCACUGCGAAAACAAUUCCACAUGUAUCAAUCAGGUGGCCAACUUCUAUUGCGAGUGCCAGCCCGGCUUCGAGGGUCGCUACUGUGAACAGAACAUUGACGAAUGCGCCGCCCAGCCAUGUCACAAUGGCGGCAACUGCACCGAUCUGAUCGCUGCCUACCGCUGCGACUGCCCCGACGAGUACACGGGUCCGCAGUGCAGUGCACUCAAGCAGAUGACUUGCGAAAAUGAGCCUUGCCGCAAUGAUUCCACCUGUGAAAAUGGAUUUAAUGCUCAAACCGGGAAUAACUUUACCUGCACCUGCUCUACAGGAUUUGAGGGCCCACUAUGUGACAUGCCCUUCUGCGAGCUGACACCCUGCUCCAAUGGAGGCUUGUGCCUGACCACAAAUUCCAUACCAAAUUGCAAGUGCAGUCUGGGGUAUGCGGGUCGCCUUUGUGAAGAGGAGAUCGAUGAAUGUGCCUCCAAUCCCUGCAUGAAUGGUGGCCAAUGUAACGAUCUUGUAGGUGGCUAUCAAUGCAACUGUACGUCCACUGGCUUUGAGGGCGUGCACUGUGAAAACGACAUAGACGAGUGCAUCGAGAGCUUGGAGUAUUGUGGCGAUCUCGGACGCUGCAUCAACAUGCCGGGCAGCUUUAAGUGCAUUUGCCAGAAGCCCUACUGUGGCGCCUUCUGUAACUUUACCGAUCCGUGUAAUACGCUAAACAUUUGCGCCAAUGGCGGGCAGUGCGUGGAGAACUGCGGCGGCGAAGCGGAUUACUACUGCAAUUGCACCGAGGGUUUUAUGGGAAAGAACUGCACAGCGCCGAUAACGGCCAAGGAUGAUGGUCCAUCGACAACAGACAUUGCUAUUAUUGUCAUACCUGUUGUUGUCGUCCUGCUGUUAAUCGCUGGUGCACUGCUGGGCACGUUUCUGGUGAUGGCACGCAAUAAGCGUGCCACACGUGGCACCUACAGUCCCAGCGCACAGGAGUACUGUAAUCCUCGACUGGAAAUGGACAAUGUGCUGAAGCCACCGCCAGAAGAACGACUUAUUUAGUUAGCACCAGUACCAAGCCUCAAUAUAAACAAAAGAUAUUUUACAAAAUCCGCCCAUAUAAGUACAAUGCGCUCCUGUUUUGUUGUACUAAGUUUAUCUUUAGUUAAGUUCGUCUUUAAAAGGUGCUCGCAAAGCAAUCAAUCAGGCUUCCACAGAGCAACUCUGCAGCAAUCCUCCCCCACCCCCCUCCCCUCUCCCACAGAGACACACUUAGACUUUAAUACCUACGCUUUAGUUAGUAAAUAAUUCAGUUUUCUAUUUAUUAUAGCGAGUAACUACUCACUUUAUAGUCGUUAUAUAAUUACUGUUUAGAUUCAGUAUUCGAUGUAAACAGAAUGAACGAAUGAAAUAUAUCUAAAAGCUGCGAACAAAGUUAUGCUGCACACAGAAACGGAAACACGAAAUUGAAAAUAGAGUUUAAACUAAAAAUAACAACACAAUUCGAAGCAUUCCAUGCGCAAGCCCUUAAAUACGAUAAUGUACAAGUAAAAUUUUGUAAAUAGGUGUGUAUGCCCGUUUUUAAACUAAAUUAGCUGAGCUAAAUAAAAUCCUAUAUACCUUUGCAUGCAUACAUAUAUAUGUUUAUUUAAACAUGCCUAUAUAUAUAUAUAUAAAUCAUUUAUUGCGGCCUUAUAGAAAGAGCAUCAGAACUAAUUAUACGUAACUAUUAAGUAAAUCAAAUAUUUUGCUCUAACAUUUUUAAGCGUAAACUUAAGAGACUGUACUAUACAUAUAUUAAAUAUUUCGACUUUUUUUCAAAGAAAAGAUAAUAAAUACAAAUAAUAAGCGA